ACCUCCAGGCUUUGUGGACCCUCCUUCCAUUAUUUGGACUGGGGAAAUGGAACAAAAGUUAUGGAAAAUACUCACACAAAACAAAGAUCAAAAUAUAGAUUGCUAGUAAGGAAUUCUGCUUCUCAACUCUUAAAUGUGCCAGUACCGUAUCUUCUGCGUCAUGCUGCUUUUUUAUAUGAAAAUCAACUUCGUGGCGUUAAAAUUCAAUUACGUCGAGAUGAAGCAAUGAGUUCCAGCAGUCUUAGCGGUUCACAUGGGAAUCGUAACAGAGCUUCAAGUUUAAUUGAUGGAAGCCCUAGACCACCAUCUGCUCUGUCUAGCAUGAGCAAAGAUCAAUUUGCACCAGCACGUGCAGGUCAUACGGGUUCUCAAGAUAUGAUGCGAACCGGAAGUAAUACCAGUUUGUCAGAUGGAAAAAAAUUAGUUAGUGGAUCAAUUUCUUCUUCAAUUACAGUAACCCAAUCAUUAAAUGAAG
Racocetra persica is the source of this 475-nucleotide messenger RNA. The record is from the annotation of a GenBank genome assembly. NCBI's taxonomy places the organism in Eukaryota, Fungi, Glomeromycota, Glomeromycetes, Diversisporales, Gigasporaceae.